AUGGCGUAUGGCAUUGGAUUCCCCAGUCCGGGAAACCGGGUACCACACCGUGAAACUUAUCGAUGUGUAGCGUGUAUUUUCCCUGCAGUCUCUCCGUUCAGGCACUUUAUUCAUUACAAAACGCGCCUUAUUUGCAAGGUACUUCGCUCCGCUAUCCGAAUAAGUAGCGGCCGUAUCGCGGUGCAGCCCCAACUGAGCCGAAUUCGGUGGUGGAGUUGUGGAAAUUUAGCUUCCGAAGUAAUGAACUUAGUGCUAGACCUUGGCGCCACGAUGAGGCAUUUCCGCAGCACCAAGGUCUUUUUAUUGCAAGUUUGCAAAUUGCAAAGGCAGCCCCAUACAACACUAUAA
Molecule: messenger RNA, 348 nt
Organism: Trypanosoma grayi
Lineage: Eukaryota; Euglenozoa; Kinetoplastea; Trypanosomatida; Trypanosomatidae
Exons: 1
Coding region: 1-348 (115 amino acids)
Source: RefSeq, a predicted model, not a curated record